Messenger RNA from Scheffersomyces amazonensis, 1270 nucleotides. RefSeq lists its product as uncharacterized. The record is from RefSeq and is a predicted model, not a curated record. Lineage: Eukaryota; Fungi; Ascomycota; Pichiomycetes; Serinales; Debaryomycetaceae. Bases 98 to 931 code for a protein of 277 amino acids. The transcript has a single exon.
AGGCGAUCUCCACAAAAAACCGCAAUUAUAAUUAAAGUUAUCUUAUCUAACUUAUGUACAAUUAGGUUACAAUUAUAUAAGGCAUAUAAUAAUUAUCAUGGUAUACCCUACACCAUUAACUGCAGUUAGUAGAAAGUUAACAGACAAUAUUGUCAUAACUUCACUGCCAUUUACAAGAGCUAACCAUUUCAAUUUUGGUGGUAGAAUGGCUUUGAUAAAGUAUGAUGAUUCCAUUAUCGUAUGGUCUGCUUUACCUUAUGGGCCAGAAGUUCUUAAGGCUUUACAACUUUUAGAGAGUAAUGAUAAACAAGAAACAUUCAAUGUGACACAUUUGAUUGUUCCAGAUCGUGAACACACUUUAGCAGCUGUUUCAUUUAAGGAAAAGUUUCCAGCUUUAAAGAUCAUCGCAAUGGAUACAGUUAAAUUCGACAAGUUUAAAGUAGACUAUGAGGUUGGCGAGUCUCUUGGUAACCAAUUAUUGACCAAAGAGGUCUUAGCUGAUAAGGUUGGAAUUAAAGAAAGUGUCAUUUUGAAUAAUUUACAAUUUGUGUAUUUACCUUUCCAUGCUAAUCAAGAAUUAAUAGUUUAUGACAUUAACCACAAAAUCUUAUUUGAGGCUGAUUUAAUCUUUAAUUUGGGUAUUCCAGGUACCACAUCAGGAAAAGUUACUUUAGAGCAAUACUCUCCAGCAACUGGAUAUAUUAAAGGAUUUAAUCCUCAUGGUGGUUGGUCAUUUCUUACAAGGUAUAUGCAACCAUAUAGUAAGGUAGGCAAAUUCUUAUUUAAUAAGUUUGUAAAUCCUGCUAAGAGUGCGGCAGGUUUAAAAGCUAUUUACGGCUUGGAUUUCCAAUCUAUUGUAUUAUGUCAUGGAAAUAUUAUUGAUAAGAAUGCCAAAGAAGUAUUCAAACAUGUAUUUGAAUCAAGUUUAUAGUUGUAUGGGUUCAUAUGCCUAUUAACUAACAGGUUAAAUCGGUUAAUUUAUAUUUAUACAUCUACUUUCUUAACUCAUUAUCGGAAGAUUAAAGUGGGGGAGGGGGUCACAUGGUUAGUAUACUUUUCUAAUUAUCCGUCUACAUUACCUUACCUUACCUUACCUUAUUUAAUAGUCUAUGUUUUAAUAUAUUUAUUCUUAAUAAUUUCGGACUGUGGAUCCGGAGGGUGAAACAUCCACACUGCAAUACUUACCCCACAAAAAUAAACUCUAUUUCCUCGGAUACGCUUAAUAAGAUUAUACGAAACAUCGUUCCAGUCAAAUUUCUUUUUUUUUUUU